Messenger RNA from Oikopleura dioica, 2001 nucleotides. The record is from the annotation of a GenBank genome assembly. NCBI's taxonomy places the organism in Eukaryota, Metazoa, Chordata, Appendicularia, Copelata, Oikopleuridae.
AUGGAGGGCUUUCUACACCCACUGACCGACGUCAUCGGUGUUGACACGCAUCAGGCUGUUUUCGCAGCAGUCGUCGAUCCCAAAGAUGCAGAUGUUAUUUGGUGCUUCAACGGAGAGCCAAUUGAGCCCGGCAAAGACGCCAACAUAGAAAUAUCACGAGAUGACGGAAAAAUAAAUGACGUUGGUCCUUCUCGGGCUGGUACUUAUCAAGUAGAGGUGCAGACGGAGGCUAAACCAAAGUCCUUAGCACGUCUCCUCUACAAGAAAGAAGCAAAGCUACUGUCGUCGAGUCAAUCAAUGAAGGUUGAGGAGGGAGCAAGUUUCAGUAUCAAUGUUACUGUGUCUCCACCAGAAGCUCCGGUCUGUUGGUAUCACGAUGAUAAACCUGUUUCUGAAGCGUCCAUUACAAGGAAUGGAGAUUUAUCUUCUGUGAACCUCGAGAAUGUCAGCAGAGCCAACGCAGGCGCUUAUUUCGCGAUUAUCAAAGAGAACGAUGAGUUCUUUUCAUUCGAGCCCAUCCGAAUCGUGCAAAUUCAAGUGCAAUCUCUCUCUAUUCCUUCUUUUGGCAUCGCCGAUGUGACAACUUCAGCUGGAUCAAUUGCCACAUUGAAAUGCGUAUUGGAAGACAAUCUUUCUGCGAAUUCUGUCGAGUGGCAUAAAUCAUCUUCCUUAGACGUCUCCUGGCCAAACGAGCAGAUCUUCGAAAAUGACAGGGUUAAAACUGGCUCCGAAAAUGGAUCAACAACAGACUGCAAGAAGUUCAAAUUAAGCUCAAGAGGCCACAGUCGGUCGCUGACGAUAACUGACUGCUACGAAUGUGAUGGAGGUGCAUACAUGGUCCAAAUACAAGACAAAAACGGUCAAUCAUGCAACGACAGACUGCGAAUAGGCUAUGUCAAAGUAGGAUCGCCUUCACCAAAAGAUUUACUGAUGCUCUGGGCCGAAGAAAUGAAAAAAUGUAAUGAAAUUAUGCACUCAAUGGCCGAGUCUCAGAAAAUUUACGAAGAAAAGGCUCGAAUCGCCGAAGAAAAACUUGAAGAUUGGAAAAAAGGAAAUAGAAAACCGCAAAAGACAGCUAAAACAAAUGAAAAAGGUCAACUUGUUGAUGAGUCUGGCAAACCUGUGCUGGAUAAGUCAGGCAAUCCAGUUGUUGCAAAAACGAAUGAAAAAGGUGAAAUUGUUGAUGAGUCCGGAAAACCCCUUCUUGAUGAAAGCGGUGAGCCUAUUCUCGCACCCGUCGAUAAAAAUGGUCAGCCAGUUCAAGUGGGAACAAAAGACGGAAGAAGUCCUCUUUACCAAGAAGGUCGCGCGCCAGUCCCAGAGCCGGUUAUCAAGAAGGAGAAACGAGCCGAUGGGAAAGAGAUUCUUCUUGGUGAAGGCGGCAAACCACUUGUUGAUGACAGUGGGAGACAGAUUCUCGUCGACGAAGAUGGAAGGGAAUUCGUUGAGGGUGAAAACGGAGAGCCCAUUUUCGAAGUUAAAAGUGCAAGUCUUGAAGCCGCGAAAAAAGAAGAAAAGAUUCGAGAAAUUGCUGCUGCUGCCGUUGCACGUUCUAGCGGAGCCUCUUCAGCGUACGAAGGAGACGGUAGAGGACGUGCUUCACGCCGUGGACCUUCUAUUGUGGGAAGCGCAUAUGGAGGAGCCGCAUAUGGGGGAGAACCUGUUCAUCGACAAUCUGCAAUGGAGAGGGCCUCGAAGUUCGGAACAAUCGGAAGAGCUCGUUCAAAGUCGAGAGGUAGAAGACCAUCAGUUGGCUCGCCCAGAAAAACAUGCGAAGUUGAAGAAAAAGUUAUUGCGGCUGCCGAAGCGGACUACCCACCGCCAAAGAUCGACCCGAAUCUGCCAGAAGCGGAGCAGAAACUGUUGAUGCUCGAGUACCAAGUGAAACUGAAAGACCUGAUCAACUCGAGACUACAAGAGGAAUACAACAAGCUUUCAUCGAAAUUCGUGACAGCCAUGGGCGAAGUAUGCGAGUGGCAAUACGAUAGAAGACAGAAAUAG